Molecule: messenger RNA, 771 nt
Organism: Thyridium curvatum
Lineage: Eukaryota; Fungi; Ascomycota; Sordariomycetes; Thyridiales; Thyridiaceae
Exons: 2
Coding region: 1-771 (256 amino acids)
Source: RefSeq, a predicted model, not a curated record
AUGUCUGUAACCUCUGCUGCGGCUCCUCUGGGCCGCAUCAAGCCGGGACUAGAGAGUGCAAAGCUAAGAUCGCUUUUCAUCCGUGUGCGACCGGCACCAUCGAACUUGGCCGAACGUCGCGCCGUCCUCCGGGCGCUCCAACGAUACGCAGACAUCGAAGUCUUCAAGAAGCUAGCUGAGGACACCUCGUUCGUCUCGAUCGUAUCGUCACAGUCGGCAGCUCAGAGCCUAGUCAACCGAAGCCCUAUGAAGUAUGAGUUCGUCACCUCCAGGUCCGACUCAAUCCAGCCAUGGGGUGCGCCGGGGAUCACUUCGCCAGUCGAACCAAUUCUGGCCUCCACGCCAUCACCAAACAACACCUCCAAGCAUACGACGGAUCACCUCUCCCAGAAGUCGUUCGAGAUGCACAUCUUCCCCAGCCCGGGAUACAAACACAAGACAACGAUUAGGUAUGCGCCUGUGCACGGACCUUGGCCGGAGGAAGACAGGAAAGAGAGGGACUCUUUCGUGUACAAUGCCCUCCGGGCCGUGGUGCCCAAGGGCAUAGCUGCUGAGGCUCUGUGCGACUGGGAAACGGGCGGGCAGCUCUCGGACGAGGCCCGGGUGCUACGAGCGCAGAGUGACGCGCCGGCGGAAGCUCAUGUCCUCGAGAGACAGAGGCGUAGGAAGCUACGGCAGAAUUCGGGGCUCAAUGCCAGCAACGGGUCGACCGAUGUAGCUGAGAAGAGAUCAUCAUCACCCUCAGCCACGGAGACCUCCGAACCUUCUUAG